Rotaria socialis is the source of this 531-nucleotide messenger RNA. Lineage: Eukaryota; Metazoa; Rotifera; Eurotatoria; Philodinida; Philodinidae. The record is from the annotation of a GenBank genome assembly.
AUGGACGAGAAUGGAUCUCUAUAUGUCGUUGACUUUGGAAAAGGUGCAGUGAGACGAUAUCAAAGAGAAGAAUCUCAAGGAAUAGUGGUUGCAGGUGGCAAUGGAUAUGGAAAUCGUCUCGAUCAACUCUCUAGUCCACAAUACGUAUUCGUCGAUCAAGAUCAUUCAGUGUACGUAUCUGAAUGUGGAAAUCAUCGUGUGAUGAAAUGGGUGGAAGGUGCAACGCAAGGCAUUGUCGUGACUGGUGGUCAAGGAAAAGGAAAUGGUCUUACACAAUUGUCAUAUCCUGAAGGAGUCGUUGUCGAUCAAUUGGGCACUGUCUAUGUGGCUGAUUAUGAAAAUCAUCGAAUCAUGCGUUGGCCCAAAGGAGCCACACAGGGAAGUGUGAUCGUUGGUGGGAACGUUCGAGGAGGGCAAUCGAAGCAACUCGAUCAGCCCAUCAGUUUAUCAUUCGAUCGACAUGGUAAUCUCUAUGUCGUCGAUUUCGGAAAUCAUCGAGUACAAAAAUUCAAUAUUGAAUUCAAAGGAUAA